UGAACACAUUUAUUAUUCACAGAAUUUUUCAUUUUUGGAAGUAUCCUCUAUUUUAGGCCAAAUUUUUAUUCCAAUUUUUUGGAAGAUAAUCCGAAAAGUUGCGUGUUUCAAUAUUCGUCGGCAACAAUUGCGGGUAGUAAUGGAUUCGGGAAAAUUUACCGAUACUAAACUUUUUUUUUAUUUCCAAACGAUAAACUCAUCGUUCAAUUUGUUUUAAUAAUAAAAUCUUCACUUUUUUGUUUGAAGUUUUUUGGUUGUAUUGUGGCACAUGUUCGGGGCUGAUAUCCGGCCCCUGCGAUCAGCUUUUUAUGCUUGAUGCUGCCAACGUCCCAUCCUAGUAGCAGCAUUCCCGAUUCGUGUAUAGCAGAAUGUCCAAUAAUACGCUCGCUAACUGGAUCCCGAUAAUUCAAAUAAUCUAAUGCCAUUUCUCCUUUCAGACUACGAGCGUGCAAUUUUAGCUUUUAUACUAGCGUAUGGAAAUGGGAUGUGCGGUGGUGUUGCGUUUCAUCCAGGCAUCGUUGGCAACAGUUACAAGUGACAGUCAAAUUCGUGAAAUUGCAGCAGGCGCUUGUAUACGGCCUGCGACGCACGACGCACGCGCAUUCGAUGUCGUACAGUCUGGACGGAAAAUCGUUCUCUGGCGCGUCGUCCGUCCAACACUACUUACCCGUGUAUAUUUAUAAAGAGAGAAAUUUUAAAAACAAUUGGAAACCCGAUGGCUCCUGUAAAGAGUUUCUGGCAGCGAACUUGUUUUCAGAAAUGGUACUUGUCUUGAGUCACUACCGCAACUUUAGAUUAGUUUUCACUGUCAACUAAUUUUUUUUGGUGAACUGUACGGACAAAGACAAGUUGCCCAUGGUGGUUAUCCCCAUGCGACCAUCUCUAGCGACAAUAAUUCGCCCAAUAUGAACAGUAUUUUGUCUGUGUCGAAGUAAUGAUCAAUAAAUUUGUAGAACUGGUAAAGUUUUAGCAGUGCAUUUAUCCUUAGUGAAACUAUAAAAUGGAUUUCCAAAACCGUCCGGGAGGUAAAACCGGAGGUGGCGGGGUCGCAUCUUGGUCAGAAAACAAUCGUGAUCGUCGAGAACGACUCCGUCAACUUGCUCUUGAAACGAUCGAUCUCAACAAAGAUCCAUAUUUUAUGAAAAAUCAUUUGGGGUCGUACGAGUGUAAAUUAUGUUUGACUCUACACAACAAUGAAGGCAGUUAUCUUGCUCAUACUCAGGGCAAAAAGCAUCAAGCAAAUUUGGCUCGAAGAGCUGCCAAAGAAGCUAAAGAAGCACCGCAAACUCUUGCUCCUGAGAAACCAAGAGUAGAACCUAAAAAAUUCGUGAAAAUUGGACGACCGGGUUACAGAGUUACUAAACAAAGGGACCCGGAAACUGGCCAACAAAGCUUACUUUUCCAAGUUGACUAUCCUGAAGUAGCGGACAAUGUUAUUCCUCGUCACAGAUUUAUGUCCGCUUAUGAACAACGUGUCGAACCUCCUGAUCGUAAAUGGCAAUAUUUGUUAUUUGCUGCUGAACCUUAUGAAACUAUUGCUUUUAAGGUUCCAAGCAGAGAAGUCGAAAAAGCGGAGGGAAAGUUUUGGACCCAUUGGAAUAAAGAUACAAAGCAAUUCUUUUUACAAUUUGCUUUCAAAAACGAGAAACCUUCGGUUGGAAAAGUACCACCGCCACCGGUACCUCUUAUCAGACCGGGUCUUGGUCCCCCAAUGAUGCCAGUUCCUCCACCACCAAGACCUCCGAUGUUCAACCCUGUUCCUCCACCACCAGCAUUAUUGGCUACAGGAAUGCAAAUUCCUCCUCCACCCCCUCACUUGGCAUAAAAAUACCAAAUCCGUCACUUAAACUGCCCCAAUAUACUAGUUAUACGAAUCUACAUUCAAACAAUGUGAGCUUAGACGAGCUCGAAACUUUUAUAAUAGAACAAUAAAGAUAACUGCUGAAGUA
Messenger RNA from Venturia canescens, 1949 nucleotides. RefSeq names its product splicing factor 3a subunit 2 (gene Sf3a2). Gene Ontology annotation, biological process: spliceosomal complex assembly. NCBI's taxonomy places the organism in Eukaryota, Metazoa, Arthropoda, Insecta, Hymenoptera, Ichneumonidae. Gene Ontology annotation, cellular component: nucleus; U2 snRNP; U2-type prespliceosome. Gene Ontology annotation, molecular function: nucleic acid binding; zinc ion binding. The transcript is spliced from 3 exons. The record is from RefSeq and is a predicted model, not a curated record. Bases 1001 to 1825 code for a protein of 274 amino acids.